Messenger RNA from Nicotiana tabacum (common tobacco), 429 nucleotides. NCBI's taxonomy places the organism in Eukaryota, Viridiplantae, Streptophyta, Magnoliopsida, Solanales, Solanaceae. The record is from RefSeq and is a predicted model, not a curated record.
AUGUAUAAAAAAGAUGAGCAAUAUAAGAAAUUCUUAAAGAGGUUGAAGCAGAUUCAGGUGAACAUUCCAUUGAUUGAUGCUUUAAAGGAAAUUCCAGGGUAUGCAAAGAUGAUGAAGGACUCAAUGUCCCGCAAGUUCGACUUCCAAGACUUGGCCACGGUUACACUGACUCAAACUUGUAGUGCUGUUGUGACGAGACUCAUAGAUGAGAAGUUGUCUGACCCAGGGAGUUUCACAAUCCCCUGCACAAUAGGCAACUUUGCAUUUGCUAAGGUACUGUGUGAUCUGGGAGCAAGCAUAAACCUUAUGCCCCUAGCUAUCUACAAAAGGCUAGGCAUUGGAAGAGCUAGACCCAUGUUUAUGCUACUACAACUGGCUGACCGAACUGUGAAAAGGCCCUCCGGGAUUCUAGAUGAUGUAUUGGUGUAG